Protopterus annectens (West African lungfish) is the source of this 2193-nucleotide messenger RNA. It is a transcript of the gene SLC44A2, whose product is annotated as solute carrier family 44 member 2. Gene Ontology annotation, biological process: choline transport; transmembrane transport. The record is from RefSeq and is a predicted model, not a curated record. Gene Ontology annotation, cellular component: membrane. Gene Ontology annotation, molecular function: choline transmembrane transporter activity. NCBI's taxonomy places the organism in Eukaryota, Metazoa, Chordata, Ceratodontiformes, Protopteridae.
UAAAUGCCCUGAACAGCACUGGGGUGUGGUUCUGCACUCCACAUUUCCACAGAGCUGCUGUAUUUGUUUCUGGUUUGGCAAGUUCCUUCCGAAAUGAAUUCAGUGUGCUUGGUGUAGUCUCAAGUUGUUGAAAGACCAAUACAGAAAACGUGUUCCUACGGAGAGUACAUUAGCACAUAGGAAGGAUGGUUACUGAGGAAGACAAUUUCUACGGAAAACAUGGAGAACCACAGAAAUACGAUCCAGCAUUCAAAGGCCCCAUUCAUAAUAGAGGAUGUACAGAUAUAAUUUGCUGUCUUCUGUUCAUCAUCGCAAUCAUUGGGUACUUCAUUGUAGGAAUUGUAAGCGUUCCGGAGGUGAUGAGAGAUGAAGAUUGCCCAGCGAUGCUUACUCCAAGCAAACCAUUUAUUCGGAGAUGUUUCCCUGCACUCAGCACUUCGAAAGGUGUAGUUAUGAUUGGCAAUUCUACAACAUUCGAUGCUGGCGAAGGAAACAAGACUCGCAAUGUAACCGACUUGUUGGAAGGCGCCAAAAAAGCAAACGCUGUUUUGGAAGCCCGCCAGGUAGCAAUGAAGAUUUUUGAGGACUACACAGUCUCAUGGUAUUGGAUCAUAAUUGCAUUACUGGCUGCCAUGAUACUGAGCUUAAUUUUUGUGGUCCUGCUUCGAUUCCUGGCUGGAAUUAUGGUGUGGGUUAUGAUAAUCCUGGUGUUUGCAGUCCUGGUAUAUGGAAUUGUUCACUGCUAUAUGGAGUAUGCUGCUUUGAAAUCGGAACAAGGCUCUGACGUGUCCAUUAAAGAUCUUGGAUUCCAGACAGACCUUCGGGUUUACCUGCAUUUGAGACAGACCUGGCUGGCUUUCAUGAUCAUCCUCAUUAUUUUGAUUCUUAUCCUCAUCUUGGUGCUUAUAUUUCUUCGGAAGAGGCUUCUUAUCGCUAUUGCACUUAUUAAGGAGGCCAGCAGAGCAAUUGGCCAUGUGAUGUCAUCGCUGGUUUUUCCACUGUUCACUUUUUUUCUGCUGUGUCUCUGCAUUGCAUACUGGGCCAUCACAGCAGUAUUUUUGUCCACAUCCAACGAUGCUGUGUUUAAAGUAUUUGCCAAUGAGUCAGCCUGCAAUUACACUACAGUUACAUGUGACCCAGAGACAUUCAACACCACCAACAUCACAAAACUUUGUCCAGAAGCUAAGUGCCUGUUCGCAUUCUAUGGUGGAGAGUCCAAGUACCACAAAUACCUCAUCUUUUUCCAGUUCUACAAUGUCUUUUUGUUCUUUUGGUUGGCUAACUUUGUGAUUGCUCUGGGGCAAGUAACAUUGGCGGGGGCCUUUGCAUCAUACUACUGGGCAUUUAAGAAACCAGAUGAUAUGCCAGCCUUCCCUCUGUUUGCUUCUCUGGGACGAGCUAUCAGGUAUCAUACGGGCUCCUUGGCCUUUGGAUCACUUAUCCUUGCUAUUGUGCAGGUUAUCAGGGUGCUGUUGGAGUACCUGGAUCACAAGCUAAAAGCUGCCCAGAAUAGCUGUGCCCAAUUCAUGCUGAAGUGCCUUAAGUGCUGUUUCUGGUGUUUGGAGAAGUUUAUCAAAUUCCUCAACAGAAAUGCAUAUAUCAUGGUUGCAAUAUAUGGAACAAACUUCUGCACGUCUGCUAGGAAUGCAUUUAUGUUACUUAUGAGGAAUAUUAUAAGGGUUGCAGUAUUAGACAAAGUUACUGAUUUCCUACUUUUCCUGGGUAAACUGCUUGUAGUAGGAGCUGUCGGUGUCCUUGCCUUUUUCUUCUUUUCGGGUCGAAUAAAGAUAGUGAAAGACACUGUCCCCAUAUUAAAUUAUUACUGGGUCCCAAUACUGACUGUGAUUGUGGGAUCAUACCUCAUUGCCCAUGGCUUUUUCAGCGUUUAUGCAAUGUGUGUAGACACGCUGUUCUUGUGUUUCUGUGAGGACUUGGAAAGGAAUGAUGGAUCUGCUGAGCGGCCCUUCUACAUGUCCCCUGAGCUGGCUGACAUCUUGAUGAAGCACAAACUGGAACACUCAAAAAGCGCACAACAGCAGCAGGAAGAGGAAUAAGGCUGCCAGGCACUUACAUGGCAUGGAAGAUUUGGAGCGCAAUGACGGUUCAGCUGAGAGACCCUACCUCAUGUCUCUCGAGUUGCAAAAAGUUCUGAACAAAAAGAACACAGACAAACCACAAGCAGAAUAACAAAGG